Messenger RNA from Leucoraja erinaceus (little skate), 5313 nucleotides. RefSeq names its product solute carrier family 26 member 5 (gene slc26a5). The record is from RefSeq and is a predicted model, not a curated record. The transcript has 18 exons. Gene Ontology annotation, biological process: transmembrane transport. NCBI's taxonomy places the organism in Eukaryota, Metazoa, Chordata, Chondrichthyes, Rajiformes, Rajidae. Bases 817 to 2922 code for a protein of 701 amino acids. Gene Ontology annotation, molecular function: secondary active sulfate transmembrane transporter activity; oxalate transmembrane transporter activity; chloride transmembrane transporter activity. Gene Ontology annotation, cellular component: membrane.
CAGCCUAUUUUAACCACGGAUUUUGAAUGGGGUUGAAAAAGGUUUUUAUUGUAGUUUCAAAAUGUUUUAUUAGAUUGUGAGUGUUUUGGUUUUGAUUUCGUGAAUUCCGAUUGAGUGGUCUUUUAGCCUAAGUACUCGGUUUAAACUACUCUGUUUGUUCGUGAGUAUUAAAGUGAAAGUUUGAUUUUAAUUGAUUUUAUUUGUGCAUCGAAGUCAAAUAAACGUGCAAUCGCUGCCCUGUACGCACAUGUCGCAAGGCUACACUUCCUUAACAUUGAAAGGGAAGCAUAUGACUCGAGAGAAAAUUGUCACCAUAAGCAUGUGAUGUGGGCCGUCUAAGAGUAGAGGCAUUGUAAAGUGCACAUGUAGUUUUUCUGUGCUUGAUCCUUGUGUAUAAUGCUGAUACUCCAGGGCUGUCAACUCUCACGCAUUUCGCCAAAUUCAUGUUGAUCACAAAUCUGUCGUGAGAAAUUCUGUGAAAACUGCACGGGCCGCGGGUGUUGGAGAGCCGGGGCUGAGGGAGGAGUGGAAAAAGAAACAGCGGCGGGGACAGAUGCGGACGGGGAGCCGAGGCUGUCGAGUGUUUGCCGGGCUGGCGAGUCGCUCGCUGCAGCUCCGGCCAUUGAGCAGCCUCAGAGCAAGAGUCCCGAGCAGUCGGAAGCGUUGCGCCGCUGCCGUGAGAGUCUCUGUGCCGAAUUCACCCAGGUGACCGGCAUGGAUCAGGCACCAUUGAGGACAACCAGUGGUUGUUGGAAUGCAUUAAUUUAAGGAAACAUUUAAAGGUUUUCUCAAUUUAAUUGAAAUAUCAACUUCAAAAUGAACCAUACUGAAUUGAGCAGUGAACUGAGCUAUAACGUCAGUCGCAGAGUUUUUAAUGAAGAAUAUUUCCAAGCUUACCUACAUAAGAAAAAAAAGCAGAAGCUAUCAAAAAGAGAAAGGUUUCUACAGUAUUUUCGUUGUUCAACCGUGAAAGCCAAGUCAACACUCUUCAGCUAUGUUCCCAUUCUGCAAUGGCUACCCAACUACCAAGUAAAGGAGUAUAUAUUAGGAGAUAUAGUAUCUGGAGUGAGCACUGGAGUGAUGCACCUACCUCAAGGCACAUUUGCAGUUAUAAGCUUAAUGAUUAGUGCAGUGUCAGUAAAACUUGUUCCAGAUGAUAUGUUUGUGCAUUCCUUGAAUGCAACGAAUAACUCCGACCCAUUCGCACAAAGAGAUGCAAUGAGAGUUAAAGUAGCAACGGCCACAGCUUUCUUAUCGGGAAUUGUGCAGCUCUGCCUCGGACUCUUACAUUUUGGAUUUGUCAUUGUUUACCUCUCAAAACCUUUAGUACGAGGUUUCACCACUGCUGCAGCUACACACGUCUUUGUCUCUCAGUUAAAGUAUUUUUUGGGCAUCAAAACUAAACGAUACAGUGGAGCGCUCUCAGUAAUUUAUACCUUUCUUGCUGUGUGUAAGAAUAUUAAGGAAGCUAAUAUAGCAACAAUAAUUGUUGGAGCAAUUUGCGUUGUCGUCCUGUUUGGAGUGAAAGAAGUGAAUGCCUGCUGCAAAGAUAGAUUUGUUGCUCCCAUUCCUGUGGAGCUUAUUGUGGUUGUUGUUGGCACUGGUGUUUCUGCUGGAAUUAACCUCGUUGGCAAUUAUCAAGUAGAUGUUGUUGGAUAUAUACCUUCCGGAUUGCGGACCCCUGUUCUACCUGACAUCGAUCUACUUUCUAAAAUACUUUCAGAUUCUAUUGCAAUUGCAUUAGUUGGAUUUUCUAUGACUGUAUCAAUGGGGAAGAUAUUUGCUCUGAAACAUGGUUAUACUGUGAAUGGGAAUCAGGAACUUAUUGCAUUGGGAAUCUGCAAUUUUAUUGGAUCCUUUUUCCAAACAUUUCCUGUCAGCACCUCGAUGUCCCGAAGCCUUGUGCAAGAGAGUACAGGAGGCAACACUCAGAUUGCUGGAGGAAUAUCUGCCUGCGUUGUGCUCCUGGUCAUUGUUUCCCUUGGUUAUCUCUUUGAACCUUUACCUCAGACUGUGUUGGCUGCAAUUGUGAUGGUGAACCUGAAAGGAAUAUUUAAACAGGUUAUGGAUAUACCAUUACUCUGGCGAACCAGCAAACAUGAACUUACAUUGUGGUUUGUAUCAUUUCUGGCCUCUCUUCUUUUGGGAUUGGACUAUGGACUCAUGGUUGCAGUGGGAUUUGCCAUUUUUGGAGUUGUUUUUAGAACACAAAGUCCUAAAUACAGGGUUCUUGGUCAGAUACCGAAUACAGAUAUCUACUGGGAUGUAGAAGCUUAUGAGGAGGUGCAGGAAAUCCCUGGGAUAAAGAUAUUUCAAUCAAAUUCCUCUCUGUACUUUGGCAAUAUUGACUUGUAUGUCAUUGCAUUGCAGGAAAAGAUUGAAAUAAAUCCAACUGCAAUAUUAUUGGAAAAGAAAACUCUUGAAAAGAAAAUGAAACAAAAGGCAAAGUUGUCAGAGGGAAAGAAGAAUGCUUUCCUAAAAUUGAGAAAAAGUGAAAAGAAGCAUGUAACUCAGAAUAAAGUGUCUGAAGACCAUCAAAAUGACGAGGCUGCAAAAGAAGUUUCAAAUAUGCAGAAUGCUGAGAUAUAUUUUGCUAGCACUGGAGCAAACAUGCCAGGGGAAAGCCUAGAUGAAGAACAAACAACAUUUGUCAAAACACCAUCUGACAUCCAUUCAUUAAUUCUGGACUUUAGUCCAGUCAAUUUUGUAGAUUCUGUUGGAAUAAACGGACUUAAAAUGAUGCUAAAGAAAUAUGCAGAAAUUGGAAUUAAUGUCUCCAUAUCUGGAUGUAAUGGGUCAGUAAUUGCAGAUCUGGAACGGCUGGAAUUCUUUGAUAGCUCAAUUACAAGAAGUCUUCUGUUUCACAGUGUACAUGAUGCUGUACUGUAUUGCCAACAUAAAGCUGCUUCUGAAUCACUUUAGAAGAGUCCUUUGCUGCAGCUUGCCAUCUUAAUGAAACGCAUUACUUGGAGCAGGCAUCAUCUCGUCACUUGAGAAAUCACCAUUCAACCAUAAUCACAGGAAUAUUACCCCAUUAAGACUAGCUUAUGCAUUUGUGACCAAUUUGAGUUUCAACUUCAAUAUGUUGUAGUUUUGGGAUGGAGACAUUUCAAUACUGGUAACUAAUUUUCUGAAGUUGUGUUCAUCUAUUUUGGAACUUUAAACCACUUGUUUCUCUAUUCAUCCUGAACUUUGCUCAUGCAUUGUUCAUUGCUCAACCUUCAAGAGACGUGCUUUCAUUCUAGCUGAGCCGAGCAGAAUAAAUAACCUCCUCGUAGAACAAAAGAUCUGCUCCCAUCUUCAUCCAUGCCUCUGUCAUCAUGUGGAGAGUCGAGUAGAACCAGCAUUCUCAAUGGUGCACACCAUGCCAGAGAGUGGCCUUUACUUUUAAUAGAGCUUACAACCAUGCAUAUAUUGAGUACUUAGCCAUUAUUGCUGUUGUUUUUCUUUGAAACAUUCAUCUUAAUCAUUAAGUGCAUUCUGCAAAAUAAUUCUUAAUACAAUUCUAGCCAGUCCUGUGAAUGUAAAAUAUAUUUAAUAUGUUUUUGUGGAAUUAUGUUACUAAUCUAAAUCUGGAAGAUUUAUCUCCUCACUCAUUUGUCUUAUCUAUCGCUCAUCAACUAUCAUAUUGUGCUGAGAGUUUGGCCCCUGGCUUCUGACUAUCCUGCUUUCCUUGUUCAUGUUCUACUGAAUUUCCCAUUUCUUCUUUAAAUCACUUUUUAUUUAGAGAUGCUGUCAUUGAAUUUAUUUUUGGGCAAGAGGCACAAGACCUAGUCUUACAAUUUAAGUGAGGUUGAAAUCAGUUGUAUUACAACUAUCUCGAUUAACAUCAGAUAGUUCACAUAAUGCUUUAAAGGUGGACAUUGUUUUCCAAUGUCACUGCCAAUUGCAAUUUUCACAAACUGCUCACAGGUGGCACUAAAUAUUAUUGUGAUAAUGUGAAUAUUUUUUUAAAUUAUGAAAUUUAGCAAAAUCUCUGAAUUUUGAUAGUUUAAUCAUCAAACCUGUUUUUCAUUACUCAGAAGUGACCAUUAUUUUUUGAUGGUGUUUGAAGGUCAAUUUUAUACUUUAUUAAUUUUCUACAACUUAGAGCAAUAUAAAUAUCACAAUACAAACUGUUAGACUGUUUUGGAUACAGGUACAAUGAAGAAUUAAAGGACAGUGGUGGAAAAGUGUGGGUGUUCUGUAUCGUGUUGUCAGGUGGCCAAAGCACAAAUAUUGUAAAUUUAGUUGUGUUAAAGCUGGUUUGCUUUCAGUACUUAUUCAUUGUACUAACAUAUCUUAAGUAAACUACUGUUUGUUCCCAGAUCUGUUCUACUGCACAUUGUAUGAAGGGAGCAAAACAUCCCGGCGCGAAUAACGCGUAUAUUCACCUGAUCGUAAUUACUCUGAGGCUUGGGAUGGCUUUGUUCUUUGAGAGGUUAUAUACAUUGCACUGCAUUGUUGGCAUAACAAUAAAUCUGUCACUCAAAAUAAGCACCUUUAUUUAUAUCAGUGAUUUCUUACGUAAAAUAUAAAAAUCUCAUUGUUUAAUGUUAAGUCUUUGAAACCUGUAAAUUUCAAAUAAAUCAUUGUACGGUUUUGUCACUUGUCAGACUAAGAAGGCUCAGAUAAAUCAGGAAUUUGACAAGAUGUUGACAUCUGACUGGCAGAUCUUUCUUCUCAAAAUGAAGGAAUCUAUUCCCUGGGGAUAUAGAAACAAUGUUGAAGGAUCACUAAGGGAAAAGUCCUUAAAAUUUAUAAUCUUGAAGGUUUUGCACAUUUCCAAUUUUGUUUUUCCUUGUUCCUAAGGUCCAACAAUAGUAGCUGUCUUGACUUUAAAUUUAUUUACCUAUCAUUGUAGUCAUUAUCUUUCAAAAAUAACAUUUCUGGCAUUUUUUUAACAUCCUAGAUAGCCUUCCAUACAAAUGAUCAGGUUUAACAUGGUUAGCUCUCGUGGUAUUUUGAUACAGUAGCCAUCAGAAUCCACCUGGAAUCGUGUAUCAGGUAUAAUUGUAAUUUGCCUUAAAAGUAGGUAUUAAAAAUUCACAACAAAGAUAUUGCUCUUUACUAGUUUUGGAGGUUUAUGACUCGCUCCAUUUUACCAGUUCUAGAACUGUUCUGUUUUAUGUUGUGCUCUGAUAACUGAACAUAUAAAAUAUAGAAUAAAUUGCUGAUACAAGAGCACAAGUUGAACUCCAAAGCUGCUAUUUGGAAUUUUGUAUCAAUCUAUUCUUGUGAAUUGAAAUGUAAAAGAGAAUUUCUUGAUUUGAAAAUGCAAUUUAUUGUUAUUUGUAAUGUAUUUUUAUACAAUAAAGAAACUAUUGCAAGUUA